UUACUUACAGCUGUUCUUAUCUAUCAGCUGUUAUCAGCGGAACUUUACCUGUAAUCAAAACCACUUUACAAGGCGUCGUGUGUAAAGAUCUGGACAAGCCGCAAACCAUUUUCUGGUCAUCUGAAGAGCCCUUCAGAAGCAACUAAGUUUGUUGCCAUACUCCAAAAUCCCUGUCCGAUACCGUUUACGUAAUGCUGGGCAAUCUGGGGCGACUUUUGGGUUUACGUUCCUCCAUCACCAGGCGAUUAGUGCACACGGAGCGGAAAAUACGAGUGAAUGGCUCCGACUUGAACAUUGUAGAGAGUGGCAGUGGAGAACAGAGUUUGCUCCUGAUGCCUGGAGCCCUGGGAUCGGCCUGGACCGAUUUUAAGCCCCAGAUCGAACAGUUGCCAAAACUUCUGCCAGGGCACACGAUCAUAGCUUGGGAUCCGCCGGGCUAUGGCAAAUCUGUGCCUCCGCAACGUAAAUUCGGUCUGGAAUUCUUCCGAGAAGAUGCCCAGGCAGCCGUCGAUUUGAUGAAGGCCCUUGAAAGACCCCGCUUCUCUAUUCUGGGCUGGAGCGAUGGAGGAAUUACAGCACUCAUCGUAGCAGGUCGCCAUGCAGAAGCUGUGGAUCGCCUGGCGAUCUGGGGAGCAGGGGCCUACCUAAACGCCGAAGAAGUCAAGGCACUUAAAAACAUUCGGGAUGUGGCCAAGUGGUCGCCCCGAAUGCGGGAGCCCAUGGAACAGGUUUACGGUGUAGAACGAUUCCCUCAAUUGUGGGCCGAGUGGGUGGAUGCCGCAUGCGCCUUCUAUGAUCAAAGAGAUGGAGACUUCUGUCGCUCUGAGGUUGAACAAAUAAAGGCACCUACUUUUAUACUCCAUGGAAAAAAGGAUCCCAUGAUAGCAGCGGAACAUAUUCCGUGGCUGAGAGAGCGCUUGAGUCAUGCAAAAUACCAUGAGUUCCCCGAAGGCAAGCACAAUAUUCAUCUACGUUAUGCGGAGGAGUUCAACAAACUAGUGGCUGAUUUUUUCAACAAAAAGGAUUAGAAUUACUUUUUUAACUUGAAAUCUCUGGAGAUUUGUUCACAUUUUAUAAAAGCUGAUAGCAAAUGGUCGUUAGAACUAAAAGUGGUUUAUAAGCCGACUCUUAACUGACAGAUAGUAGUUCAAGUUAUAAAAUUUCAAAUGUAAGUGGAAGUAGCUAUCUGAAAUGAGACGGUCCAAAGGUCCAAUAUUUUUAUAAGAAAACUGAUAGUUUUGAUAAAUCAAAUUCAUAUCUUAGCUAUAGGAAAUUGUUUAUCUAUUUAAUGAAUCAUGUCGAAAUGAAUUGAAGAAUAACCAUAUCACUUAACUAAAUGAAAAGGAAAUAAAUGAAAGUGACAGUUAAACAAAUUUUGAGUCAAGGUCAAUAAAAUGUUGGAAUAUUCCGUAUCUCUCAGCUAUACUAUACCCUCAAGGAAUUACUUUAAAGUGAUAUCAGUAAAGUUUUCGGAAAAAUGUAGCAAUUUUCAAGCAAAAUGUAAUUCCGGAACAUUAUCUAAUAAAAUUCUUAUGAAAGAAA
Molecule: messenger RNA, 1542 nt
Organism: Drosophila eugracilis
Lineage: Eukaryota; Metazoa; Arthropoda; Insecta; Diptera; Drosophilidae
Product: valacyclovir hydrolase
Exons: 1
Coding region: 192-1028 (278 amino acids)
Source: RefSeq, a predicted model, not a curated record